AUGGAGCGCGAUUUCCAGAAUGAUUUGAAUGGUAUUCUCGAACAUUUAUCUGUAAACUCUCCUGUUCCUGAAGCUGAAAAAUCCACAUUUGUAAAUCUUUGCAAGCUAUCAUUUGAUGAGACUCUUAGAUACUAUGCUAAUAUUCCUGAAGCUAAAAAAGCGCUUCAUACUGUCUUGUUUCGAUUUUUAACACAACAGAAAGAGAAAAACAAUUUUUCUGUAUCUCGAUACAAGAGAACCUUUGAACCUAGUGAAUAUUUUGAAUUAGAGGAUUAUUUUGGAUUAUUUAAACAUACUAUACAUUCGCUCUACAGAUUAUCACCCGAGCGUGGUUCUGAAGUAUGUCAAGAACUUUUAAGUGAUCUCAUACCAUCACAACACCAGCUGUUACCAGCAUAUCUACGCAUAUGUUUUUCUAUCAGUAAUGAAAAGUUCCAAACACAAGCUUUGGAUUUCUUUAUAGGAAAAUGUAGAAACAUACCUGAUGACAGUAUCUUAUCAGAUGUUCUUUCGAUACUACAUCGCCAACUACGAAUGCUCAUCACUAAAACUACUGUAACCUGUGAUAAUACCGAGAAUAUAUGCGACUCUGAGCGAGCUAAAACAUUAGCCGUUGUUACUUCAGCUGUUGUACAGACUGACACUUUAAAGCCGUCCUGUCAGAAACCCUACUCUGUUGAGAAACUUGCCAGGGAAACUUUAUCUGAAAUUGAGAAGCAUAUGAAAAAGAUGAUGGCAAGUAGUUACAAGAUCGACAAUGUCUGUUUAAAGCGAAAAUCAAUAUUCUCGGGCAACAACAUCAUUAAAAAGAGGGUACACUCUACAGAGACCCUAGAUGAAACAAGUAUUCUCGAUAGCUGGAAUAAUAUUUCACACAACACGACCUUAACCAAGAGUGCUAAACACAAGUAUGCCUUUAUAAGCAUAUGUCGUCAUAUUAAAGACCAUCGGGAACCCAGGCCGCCCUUAUUGUACAGGGAAAAUAUUACAUCUACAGUAUCUAACGACGAUAGAGAUGAUGGUGUUAGACCCAUAAAAGAAGUGUGUGAGAUGCUGAUACGGGACCUAAGUCUCAAUACAACGCAUGAUUCGCUUGAUAGAACCUUACUAUACACUAAAAUCUGGUGCCUUGGAGUUCUACGAGAUGAAAGCGGAGGGUGGAGAUCGGUACUAAAGGUGAUGAUCCAGUUUUGUGAUUUGUGGAUAAAUGAAAUGACAAAUAAUUCAGCAUUGGAUACAUUUGCUGUACUUAUUUCGGAUGAACUUGUCAAAGAUCUGUAUAAGCAAGUCAAAAGGCUCGUGAAUAUAUUUGAACACUAUGGUGAAGGGCCAAUUCAACUUGAAUCCCUCAAGAAAAUGUGCCUGCUGCUUCAAAAGUCAUUUCGUAGUAUCCCUUGUAUCCAGGAUUUGCUUGUUUUUAGGGAUUAUGUAUUACGGACCGAAAAAUCAAAAGGAUUUAUAGAAGACCCUACUUAUUCACGGCUGGAUAUCUGGACGUCAAACUUUGAAGCCGAGUUGAUGAAAGCCACAAACCAAAUUGUAAUAGUUCAAGAGAAUGAGGUUGAUAAUGACUUGGUCGGAACCACCAGCUUGGAUAAAAACGUACCUAAAGAACUUGUACAUAACCUGGCUUCGCUUUCUAUCAUAUGGCCUUAUAGCGUAUUACAAGAACUUGUCUUGCUCUGCUUUCAAAACAGAAAUAUGUACCUUGCCAUAGUACCCCUUUUACGAAGUCUAGGCUCCUUGUGUUCUUUCCGCAAAAAUUCAGGUGUAGAGACCAUGCUAGGAAGUGUUUUGAAAGAUAUAUUACACUCAAACUCUUCAGCAUGGACGAAAUAUGACGCGAAAAACAUAACUACAUUUAUUACAUCCUGCUGUCAAGAUCCGUUUAAUCCAGAAACUCCACCUCUUCUGUUAGCAUGUAGACCUACAGAAGUUCUUCCGGGAAUUCUACUCAAUGCAAGAGAGUAUUUAGAAAGCCAUAUAUUAGACAGUUUGGACUGCUUUAGCAAUGACCGCGUACACAAGGACAAAAAUGUGGAAGUUUCCUCUUUUCGACUUUCUUUGCAGAUCCUAAAUGAGCUCAGUACUUCCAAAGCUGUCCAAAGAAUAGAUUGGAUCGAAGCAACAAAAGCCAUUUUUCAAUCCAAGACAAUCAAUAUAGAAAAUAUUGCUAUCCUUCAAGCCAAACCUUUCGAAUUUUUACGCUCCUUUUGUCUUGUUAUGGAUAUGCGGAAUACCUUUCAGAUGCUUCCAGAAUGGAUUCGUGUUCAAGAAGUUGAAGCUGCGUUGAAAUAUUUUAAAAGACUUGCGUCGAUUAUAACACAGACAAUUGGAUGGCUAUCCCAAAAGCAUCAAUCAACACACAUCAAUUUCCAUGGUACAGCCGAUGCAUUUAUCGAAAGCCUUAAAAACGAUACACGAGAAUUUUUAAAAACUAUUUGCACAUAUGACUGGAAAACUCAACUGCAAUUGUACGAUUUGCACCUUGCGGCAGUAAAUCUUUUUGAAAAAAAGCAAGAUUUUUCAAUCAAUGUACCUGGAUCCAUAUAUUCUAUCACUGGUUCCUUAAAUGGGAGACUUUUUCUAGAUAAAUCGGCCGACGUAGACACAUCUUUAGAUGAUAAGCUGCAAGGGUGGAAUUCGGUCAUUGGAGCAGCUAAAUUAUCAGAUGUAUUUUCUGAUCUUUUGUUCGAGGGACAGAACAAGGACUACUGGAUAAACAAUAUGGCUCUUCCUCAAAAUUAUCCAUUUGAAUUCGGAGCAUUUAUUGAGGGGCUCUACCAAAAUCUGUACCCAACCUUAUCAUUAAGUGUACAUGACGAAUAUGAACGCCUUUUGGUUCAUUUUAUAGGAAGAUUAUUUGAGUCUUUUGACCUCCAAAUACUCCGUGACAAUUUAAGCAAAGAACCUGAGCAAAUUUUAUAUAUUAAGCAAUUAACUACUCAAGAACUCAAGGACUUCUAUAGAGUCAUGCUCGGUGCAAGACUGAUAAACUAUAAAAGCUUUCUGUCAGCCGAAUUGUUGCAUAAACGCGAAGAUGAACUUUACUAUGUCUCUGGUAUCAUACGCUCCAUUCAGACCAUUAAAGAUUGGACAGAUCUUCGAUCAUCGAGAUUAAAGAUUUACGCAAAGCGCACACUGUCUGAUAAAUUGAUACAUGAAAUUCUUGGAGAUAAAGCUCUACUCGAAGAAAACCUGGAAAAUAGACAUGACGUUCACAGGAUAACUGCACCAGAAACUUGCUCUGAAAUUACAUUAGAACAGACGUCUAUAGAGUCAAGUGAACAGGAUGGAUAUGUUUGUGAUAUAUACUAUCCUUUCUGGGAUAAAAAGCAGCACUCUGCUCGAGCAUUAUCGAUACUUACGCUUAUGAUGUUGUGUAAAUCAAGCGCUCUGUGCAAUACUGUUGAGGCCCAGGAGGUUAUUCGAGUCCUUAUUCUCCAGAUCGUUGACGGGCUUCGAGAAACAGAGACUAAGCAAGAAUUCAAUCGGCUUGUAAGCGGACAGGCUCGGAGCAGAGUAGAAAAAUGGCGUAAACACAAGAAGUUCAAGAAACGCAUUGUCCUUCGCCCUAUCUUGAAUCCCGGCGAAGAAGAGCUUAUCUCUUCAUGUGUGUCUUGUUUGACAAAUUCAAAUCAGGCCAAUGGCAUUUUGAAAGCAUUGGAGAUCACGGACAAGCCGCAAACCUCAAAAUCUAGAAAGGAACAAGCCUUUUAUUUGCGGCUAUAGCUUUUUUUAAUAUAUAUAAUGAAGGAUUAAGCGUUAUUUUCUCUUCAAAAACCAUAACCAAAUGGAGGAGUAAGAUUUCGGGUGUCUUGCUAAGGCUACUGGUCAUAUAAACUGAACCAAUGAUUUGUUCGUGAAAUAAACUUAGUCAUAUGGAUCC
Phycomyces blakesleeanus NRRL 1555(-) is the source of this 3889-nucleotide messenger RNA. RefSeq lists its product as hypothetical. The record is from RefSeq and is a predicted model, not a curated record. The coding region runs from base 1 to 3732 and encodes 1243 amino acids. NCBI's taxonomy places the organism in Eukaryota, Fungi, Mucoromycota, Mucoromycetes, Mucorales, Phycomycetaceae. The transcript has 16 exons.